AUGUACUCUGGUAUACCCCGCACCCCUCCAGAGGCGCCUUUGGAGGUGACUGAGAUAUCUGAAAGGAGCCAAAGUUCUAGAUGGCUAAGUCGCGAUGAUCGGAUUCGCAUUUUGACUCUACGAGAUGCUGGUUUUACCUAUCAACAGAUCUCUUCUCAGCUUGGAUUUACCUAUCGUCAGGUGCAAUAUACCUGCCAGAAUGAGCAAUCUACUCCUCGAAAGCCUCCUGGCCAGCGCCCGAAGCUAUCAGAAGAGGAUAUGGACAAUAUCAUUACCUUUAUCUCUUCAUCACAACGUACGCGCCGACUAUCUUAUAAACGAGUUAUUGAAGAACUAAAUCUUCCCUGCGGAGAAACUGCACUUGCUCGAGCACUUAAAAAACGAGGCUAUUCCCGAUGCAAAGCUCUUCGAAAGCCACCUUUAUCGGACGAUACAAAGCGUACUUGGGUUACUCCAGGCUUCCAUACCAGAAUCUGGGUUACCAGAAGAGCAGGAGAAGAGCUAGAUGAGACCUGUAUUCGUUCGUCUACCCCCAAAAAGCGUGGUUGGAUGUUUUGGGGAUCAUUUUAUGGAGAUACUAAAGGCCCUUGCCUUUUCUGGGAGAAAGAAUGGGGCUCUAUCAAUGCAGAGAGUUACUGUGAGCGAAUUGUGCCUAUUAUUGACGGCUAUCUUCGCCUGAACCGACAGCAAGGUAACUAUCUUUGUCUUAUGCAUGAUGGAGCACCUGGCCAUGCCAGCAAAGAUACUAUAGCAGAGCUUCAUGAGCGUAGUAUCUAUCCUAUUAGUUGGCCUGCCUUCUCCCCUGAUCUGAACCCUAUUGAGAUGGUAUGGAACUGGAUGAAAGACUGGAUCCAAGAGAGAUAUCCAGAUGACCGCCAGCUAUCUUAUGAUGCCCUACGAGAAAUUAAUCCAAAGGAGUCAUAUCCUUGCUUCAGCAACCGGGGACAACUCCGGCGGGAAAAAGUUCUGCCUUCCAUGUCCAUCAAAACUGAGUUGGGUACUGAGUCAAGCCCGAGCCCAGAUUCAAUUCGAAAUAAGGUUGCCAUAAAGAUGUCGUGCAUUGAGUACGGAGUUGAGAGUUCGAUCGGCUCCAUUCGAGGACCACCUUCAAGCCUAGCUGGCCUAGCUGCCACUUCUAUGGAGAAGGAAUGCUUCUUUUACGGAAUAGCCUCGAGCUUAGUCUUAAUUUACAACGGCGAUUGCGAAGUCGUCUAA
Messenger RNA from Aspergillus nidulans FGSC A4, 1215 nucleotides. RefSeq lists its product as uncharacterized. Lineage: Eukaryota; Fungi; Ascomycota; Eurotiomycetes; Eurotiales; Aspergillaceae. The record is from RefSeq and is a predicted model, not a curated record. The coding region runs from base 1 to 1215 and encodes 404 amino acids. Gene Ontology annotation, molecular function: nucleic acid binding. The transcript is spliced from 5 exons.